AUGGAAAAAUCACACCCAUAUGUUAUACCGGAGUUUCAGUCGGCCGUCAGCGCGGACGACCGCCGUGCAUAUAAUCAUAAUCCCUUUCUCACUCCUCAAGAUCAAAGAUCCAUAAUUUCGUCAGCACAGCGCUCUUCGUACGCCGAGGGCAAACCGCUUAGACAGAGGAAAUUCAAGUCUGCGCGGCUAGUCGGUCCGUAUGAGAAACCAUGGACAGAAAUAAGAGAUCCACGUAUGAUGUGGGAUAAAAUCUUUUUUAUCGCUCUCACAAUAGUCGGUCUAGGCUUAGGAGCAUACAUUAUCUAUACUGGUUGGGCAAGUGUUGAAAAUCCUGAUUAUUGUUUAAUAUUCGAAGAUGACUUUCAGAACGGAAUCAACAAAAAUGACUGGAACUACGAGAUCCAAGUCGGCGGAUUCGGGGUUGGUUCAUUUGAUUGGGCUACCGAUGAUCCAACCAAUGCCUACACAGAUGAAAGCGGUCUUCAUAUCGUCCCGACCCUUACCACCAGCGCCACAAAUAUUACUCUGGCUGAAAUGCUCAACGGCUACACACUCAAUCUUACCAGUCAGGGAAUAUGUACCUCAACCGGCAACAAUAGUUGUGCCCGUAUCAGUAAUAUUACGACUCAGACAAUGAUCAACCCGGUCAGAAGCGCUCGUUUGACGACCAAGGGGAAACAUAACAUUACAUAUGGAAAAGUCGAGGUCACCGCGAAACUUCCGCGUGGAGAUUGGCUUUGGCCUGCCAUUUGGAUGUUGCCAGAGUCAGAUAUCUACGGGGCAUGGCCGCUUAGCGGCGAGAUUGAUAUUAUGGAAUCCAAAGGCAACGAAGGACAAACAUACAAUGGUGGACGCAAUGAAGUCGGGGGCACUCUACAUUGGGCACCUAACGCCAUGCUUGAUGCCUUCUGGCGUACUAAUGGAGUGCGCUACAUGACCCGCGGAGACUAUUCAGAUGAUUUCCAUACAUUCGGUAUGGAAUGGAGUGACUCUUACAUAUAUACUUGGGUUGAUAGUCGGCUUGCGCAAUCAUUGUAUGUGCCGUUUGGUAAAAAGUAUGGAUCCAUGUACGACCGAGGCAACUUCGCCUCCAUGAGUGUCAACGGAUCAAUUCCUCUUGAUCCCUGGUCAGUCACAGGUCGCUUUAAUACCCCAUUUGACGAGGCCUUCUACCUCAUCAUGAAUGUUGCAGUCGGGGGCACAGAUGGCUAUUUUGCCGAUGGGUAUGGUAAUAAACCAUGGGUUGAUUCUUCUGCAACUGCUAUGGAACAGUUUUGGAAUGCAUCCUCUGCAUGGGAGCCGACCUGGGGAGCUGGAAACACCCGGGGCAUGACAGUCAAAAAUGUCAAAUUGUAUUCACGAGGUCUCUGUGGGUCGCCUUCCAGUUCCAGUACUGCCGCUACGACAAGUGCGACCUCAUCUUAA
Talaromyces proteolyticus is the source of this 1425-nucleotide messenger RNA. Its product is annotated as putative gram-negative bacteria binding protein. Bases 1 to 1425 code for a protein of 474 amino acids. Gene Ontology annotation, biological process: carbohydrate metabolic process. The record is from RefSeq and is a predicted model, not a curated record. The transcript is spliced from 8 exons. Gene Ontology annotation, molecular function: hydrolase activity, hydrolyzing O-glycosyl compounds. NCBI's taxonomy places the organism in Eukaryota, Fungi, Ascomycota, Eurotiomycetes, Eurotiales, Trichocomaceae.